Messenger RNA from Aspergillus udagawae, 1179 nucleotides. Its product is annotated as serine hydrolase domain-containing protein. Lineage: Eukaryota; Fungi; Ascomycota; Eurotiomycetes; Eurotiales; Aspergillaceae. The transcript has 5 exons. The coding region runs from base 1 to 1179 and encodes 392 amino acids. The record is from RefSeq and is a predicted model, not a curated record.
AUGGAUACUAUCCUUUCAAACUACUACGACAAGACCCCUAGACCAUUUCACGCCGGUGCACUGACCGCGUACAAUGAUCAAGGAGAUGUAAUUUGUUCCAGCAUUCAGGGCACCCAGACCGCGGAUCCUGUUGGUCCUACAGUCACUGAAGAUUCAAUCUUCUGGGUCGCGUCCUUGACCAAAAUCGUUACGGCCGUCGCUGUGAUGAUUGUCGUUGAGCGAGGCUUGAUUUCACUCGAUGAUGAUGUGGGCCAGGUGGUGCCGGAGUUGGCGGCGCCAGAGGUCCUGACUGGAUUCGAUGAAGAUGGAAAACCCAUCGUGUACCGUACGGAGAAGAAGCUCACGUUGCGUCAUCUUCUGACGCAUACAAGCGGCUUCACGUUUAGCCUGAUAAGCCAGAAUCUGCAGAAGUGGGCCGCGUAUCAUGGGAGAAACAUCGACCACACACAGGGAACUUAUGAGUCAAUAACCUACCCACUUAUCUUCGAACCCGGCGAGGACUGGAGAUACGGACCCGGAGUGGACUGGGCAGGGCGAGUGGUCGAAGUCCUCUCCGGGAAGAGACUCGGGGAAUUUAUUCACGAGAACAUCUGCGUACCAUUGGAUCUCCAAUCUACCACCUUCCACCCGGAGACACUGCCCGACUUCGAGAAGAGAAAAGUGGAGACAGCCGUCCGCAACGGAGACGGUUCUCUAACUCCAACCAAAGAGAUAUUCCCCAUUCCUACGCCGGACGACCUCGGCGGUGGGUCACUGUAUUCCACACCGCGCGAGUUCACCAAGUUCCUUUCAGCUGUUCUGGCUGGUGGUCGGGGACUCAUCAAAACCGAAAGCGUGGAUGAGAUCUUUCGGCCUCAGCUGCCGGAAGCUGUGAGGAUAAGGUUGAACCAUCAGAUUAAUAUGCCAGAAGCGCGAGCAAUGAAAUGGUGUUUCACGACAGGUGAUCAAGUCGACUUCGGGCUGGCCGUCGCAGUAACGGUCGGUGAUGUUCCAGAUGGUCGUGCAAAUGGCACCGUCUCGUGGGGAGGGCAUACCAAUACUCAUUUUUGGAUCGAUCGGAAGACGGGGAUAUGUGCGACGAGCUUCUUCCAACACCUUCCUCCAUCGGAUCCCCAGGUGAUUGCGCUCCGGGAUGAGUUUGAGACGGAGCUGUAUAGGCAGAUACGGCAUACAAAGUAG